CUUACUCCUACUACAGCCAUGUUGUUGUUGCGAUCACGUUUUGCCGCCCGCAAAUACUUAUGAGUAGACGACGCUAACGAGUAAUGGUAUUAUAAUUCAUUUGAUAUCGCAUCCUCACGGCUCACUCGUCAUUCGAUUGCGGUGAUUUGUUUAACACGAUCGACGACCGGCAUCGUACUGCAAGACGAGCGGAACUUUUCCACUGAACCAUAAGACGAACGGGUAAGCGAUAACGCUUUCGGCCGUACUCCUAACUGCACAUUCAGAACUCUGUUUAUACCCGGUUCAUUGAAUCGACACACGCCCUUGGUGAUUAUUAAACACAACAUUGCAAAAAUGAGUGAACCGACGCCUGAAAAUAACCCUGCUCACGCAUUGGGUGCUGGAGUUUGGGUAAAAGUGGUCAAUCGUAUUUGGUGGCCUGGUAUAGUUGUAGAUCCUAUUACGGUUCCAGAAGAUUUAUUUGAAUAUGUACAAGAAGUUAAGCCUGUUGCUGUUGUUAAAUUUGAACAAGAAAACAAAUAUCAAGUUGUCCGCUCAAGUGAUCCAAUAUUCCUAUACACAUGUGAUCGCAAAAUGGAAUUUGUAGAAAAGGGUUAUUCAUUGUAUAAAAAUCAGAAGAAAGGUUUACCCGUCAUAGGUCAAUAUGACAUGGACAACUUUAAGAAAGAUGUAGUAUUAUUGGAGCGUCUUACUGGAGGUAAUACGUCUAUUUUUCAAAAUAUAGAUCAAAAACAAGAAGAGGUGAAGGCCGCCAAACAAGGUUUUACUCCAACUAAUACAAAAAAAUCCAAAAAGAAAGAAGCCAGUAGAAAAUCUUUAUCAGUGCCUAAAACUCCAAAAACCGCCCCCAAAACCACUCCCCAAACCACCCCCAAAUCCACUCCCAAAACCCAACCAAUUCUUGUUUCCGUACCGAAAACAGCAGCUCAACCAAGAGCAGCACCAAGACCAAGAAUAUCACCACAAUCAAAAGUUGUUAAGACAUUUUUACAAACGCCAUCAACUGCUUAUAGUUGUCAUUCACGAGUUGGCUGUAACUUCACAACUAAUCGCUAUACUAAUCUGAAACGGCAUAUGGCAUUGCAUAAAGAUGAUACUGAUAUUACUGAAGAUACUGAUGUGGUUUCAGUCAAGAAACCAUCAACUCGCUCCACUUCAAAUAAGCGAAAGAAUUUAAGGACUAGAUCAUCAGAGAUUAAAAAACAAAAAUUACAAGAGGAAUUAUUGAAAGAUUGGGAAAACGAUGGGGAGGAUGAAGAAGUUGAUCUAAGUAAAGAACAAUCAACGAGUAAAGAUCAAAUGUCUAGUGAUGUCGUACAAUUGCCUAGUAAUGUUGUGCAUUCAACUGAGGAAGUUGUACCAACAAAUGAAGUACAGUCUUCAAUUAAUGUUGUACAAUUGUCAAAUGAAGAAGUUGUACAAACCACGAGUAAUGUUUUAUCAAGCAAAAAUGAUGUUGUACCAACCAUAAGUAAUGAUAUACCCACAGGUGAAGUUCAAGAAACUAUUACUAGUUCUAAUAAAGUGUUUGAUUUUAAUGAAAAUGACAACAAUAUUCCUGUUGUAGAACUAAGACAAAGCAAAUCUGAUUGUAGUCCUACUGUAGAUGGUGAUAUACUUGAUACAUUUGAAUCUCGGGUAACUUCAGAUUUUAUAAAUAAUACAAUUUUUGAAGCAUCGCCAAAGGAGACACCUUUGGUUGAAAAAACUACAGAAGAUUCUUUCAAUAAACCUCAUGAUAUCCAUUCUAAUGAGUUUGAUGAUCAAACAAGAAGUACUGAACUAUUAUUAGAUACAACGGUAAAUGUAUUAGAUCAAAUAAAUAAUUUUAAAAAUUCAUUGAGUGGUAUUUCGAGUAGUAUAAAUGAACCUGAUGCUAAUAUAUUGACUGGAGAUAACAAUGUUGUUAUUGAUGUAUCUGAGUCAUGUGGUGAUGAAUAUCUUGAAAAGCCUACUAGUCUAAAUAAAGCUAUUCACACAGAGACUAAUGGCAUUGGUAUUCCAUUGGUUGAAAAUGUAUCGAUUGAAACAGAAGACUAUGCAAUUGUUGGGGAGAAUACUAAUGAUAAAGAAAUAGUUUCAAAUGAUGUAGAAGUCAAUCAAUCAAAUGGCACCACAAUCGAUAAAGAUAUGCAUAUCGAGAACUCAUGUUCUAUAGAUAGUAUUUCCAAUAAAAUUAAUUGUGAAGAAAAAAUCUCAAAAAAAAAAGUUAAUUUGCCAAACACACAAUGGACAGACAAAGAUUGGAAAUCAUUCCCAGAAUCGGGCUUGGCAGAAGCCACACGUCGGUUGGAAAAAGAACUGAUGACGACUUAUACGCCCCAAUGCAAUGAGUGCCACACAAACGAAGUGAUAUCCUUAGGAGAUUGGGUAUUUACAUACCCAGAAACUUCUUCCAAGCCUGAAAUUACUUCCAAGGCUCAAAUUACUUCAAAGCCGCAAAUUCAAGAGACGGCGCAGAAAAAUUUUAUUGCAUGCCCUUCCGUGGAAAUAGUUGUACCCCUCAGUUAUGGACCAUAUCCGACAAUAGAAGAAUUGAAUGCUAACCCCCUUACGGAGGAUUUGAAGACAAAAAUGUUUGAACAAAUAUUAUUACAAUUGAGGAUUGAUGAAAAAUUUAAAUAACAUUCUUUCCUCAGUAGUGAUUUUCUGGUGGCAUGUAAAAACUGUUAAUGUUCAAAAGGAAUUUAGCCGCUACACCGGCUUUACCCAAAUAAGUACACACGUAGUCAGUAAUGUGUUAAACUAUACAGUAAUUGUAUAACGCAGCUACUUUGUCCUCUCCUCUCUGCUUCUGUGUGUAUAAUAUAUUAUAGAACCUAUGUUCUAGCGACGAGUAUCGUUCACCUCUUCCCACGGAACAACGUCUAGUUUACGUACCUUGUGUAUAGUUGAUGAUCGAUCUUUUUUUUAUGAUUCUUGACAUGCCUAUCACGAUUUUAUAUUCUAUAAUAAUAUUAUUGUGUGAUCUUCAAAUUUGAGAUUAUUAUUUUUCGGCGAUUUCACGAGCGUUUUAUCUCGACGUUUCCCAUUUUGUUUAUUUUUUUUUUACUUUAACUUUAAUUAAUCGUUUUUGUUUCUUACGAUUUCCAUAAUUUAUUAAAUAAUUGCGCAAGGAAUUAUUAUAUCAUAAUAUUUAAUUUAUUUUCAUGUUACAAUGUCACUGGAAAGGCGUAUCAAUUGUACUCUUAGGUGACUCGCGUAAAAGCUUUCAAAUAUUUAUUAACACUUGUUAAUUUUUAAUUUUUUAAAGUUUCUACGUUACGCCGUGUAUAGGUAUAAUAUUGAUACAU
This is a messenger RNA of Myzus persicae (green peach aphid), 3296 nucleotides long. RefSeq lists its product as uncharacterized. Bases 337 to 2628 code for a protein of 763 amino acids. NCBI's taxonomy places the organism in Eukaryota, Metazoa, Arthropoda, Insecta, Hemiptera, Aphididae. The transcript is spliced from 5 exons. The record is from RefSeq and is a predicted model, not a curated record.